Molecule: messenger RNA, 1492 nt
Organism: Fimicolochytrium jonesii
Lineage: Eukaryota; Fungi; Chytridiomycota; Chytridiomycetes; Spizellomycetales; Powellomycetaceae
Product: Nicotianamine synthase
Exons: 5
Coding region: 276-1169 (297 amino acids)
Biological process (GO): nicotianamine biosynthetic process
Molecular function (GO): nicotianamine synthase activity
Source: RefSeq, a predicted model, not a curated record
ACCUUUGCGGCCCUCUUGCUGUUUUUCGUCCGUGGGCGUCGGGCAUCGUCAUUUCUCGCCAAUCAUGGCCCACAACAGCAAUGUCCACCUCUAAAGCACCGCAACGUAGUAUGCACACUGAUGCUUGGUCGAUGAAUGGAUGAAAACGAGUGACUGCCGUGCUCGCCAGCCGGAUAUACAACAUCCUCUCUGGGCGACUCGCCAGUUCGUCGCAUUGGAAAUCACCCACCUCGUAAGCAUACAAAGUCCAGUCUCAUUCACUCAUAUACGCCGCAAUGCUAUCUGACGACGAUCUCGAGGAGCUGGUCGCCGAGACAUCGGCAAACGCAACCGCCACCGUGCAAGCUCGCAACACUCUUGUCUACGCCGUCCUACAUGUAUACCAGCAAUUUUCAGAACAGCGUUCGCUCACCCCUACUGCGGAAGUCAAUGCAUUGUUUAGCGAGCUCGUCGGCUUGUGUGGAAAACAUCUGCCUGAUACUAUCGUUCAUGGAAUUUUGGCUCAUCCGGGAAUCUGCUGCAUCAUUCCUCAUCUGAGGAAUAUGUGCGCCGAGGGCGAGUAUCAGCUAGAGAUGUCCUGGUCUCGAAGAAUCCUCCGUCAAGGGGAAGCUUUCGAAUCCCGCCCCCAACUCCGUGACUUUCCUUACUUUUCGAAUUACGUUGAUCUGACCAGAAUGGAAUUGAACGCAAUUUCGUCGGUGUUGCCUCGUGCCCAACCGGCUCCGAACAAAUUCGUGCUCCUCGGCUCGGGGCCUCUUCCCAUGACCUCUAUCUGCCUCGCCCGCGAGACGCCCAUUCAAUCCUAUAACCAGCCCCAUUGUGUACACAACAUCGAUUGUAGUAUGGACGCCUUGAUCUGCAGCACCCAACUCGUCGCCGACCCCAAACUCCGCAACGACCCCGACUUCGCUGCGUUUGACGUCGUCUACCUUGCGGCUCUAGUCGGUCUUGACGUGAAUACCAAGCGUAAGGUGCUGGAGCGACUUCACAGGGCGAUACGUCCGGGGGCUCUCUUGGUGGCUCGCAGCGCUCAUUCCCUCAGAACUUUAUUAUACUCGCCCAUUGAUGUUGGGUCUUCGGAAUGUCACCUGAAAGGGUUCAAGCCGCUCCUCGUUAUGCAUCCGCACAAUCAUAUCAUCAAUUCAGUGCUCAUUGCUUCCUGUAUUUGAAAACGUCAUUGCUCCAUGUAUUCCUCUCUUCUUCUAAAUGUAUCCCUAAACGACCCGAAUACAUACUAAUGAAGCAUUUUGCGGCCUUAUGUUCACCCAUCCUCGACUACGAGAAGAGACUUGACAACCCUGGUUCGCCGGAAGACAUUUCGAACGUCCUCUAGACGCAUUGACAGGGUUUAGAACCGCAAACAUACAUCCAUCACACAAUGGCAUCAUGAUGGAAGCUGCAACAGAGAAAGAUCACCCUCAUAGAACGGUUCUUGCUCGAUUCCGUGCUGAUCUGAGCCAAAAACGACAUAAAUUUGAAAAUCUCAGAUGGG